UCCCUAAAGUGAGUCAUAACGCUGCUCAGCUUCAAUAAAUUCUUGGUGUGCAACUACUUUCUGAACCUACAAACACUGGGCUCCUUAUUGGUCAAUUUAUUACCAGAAGACGUUGUUUUAUUUUUAGAAAAGCAACACAAUUACUGAAAAAAAAAAGAAUCAAGGACUGUUAUAUAACACACCAAGAACUUUGUACCAUUUCACAUCCUAUUGUAACUCCUCUGUGUCUGUUAAAUUUACAGCCGACAAGAUUUCAGGAAGAGCCUUCUGAGAGGGAAAUGAUGCAGGUUCUUGAAAACAUUCAACAGGCCAUUUCCAGCCUUGACCUUCAGAAACGUUACUUCCUGGCCAUUUCUACUGCCGGUAUCGGAGGUCUUCUACUCUACCGAGCGUGGACUAAAAAGUCACAGAAGAUCUCAGUUGGAGAUGGAUGGUGGAGAACAGAAGAGAAACCCCUAACAGAGGACAGAACCAUACGUCCAUUUGUUGUGGAGACCUCCAAAGAAAUGCUAGAGGAUCUUUACCGGCGCAUUGACCAGACACGAUACACAGACAGUUUGCAAGACUGCAGAUUUCACUAUGGCUUUAACUCCACCUAUCUCAAAAAAGUCACUUCAUACUGGAGGCAUGAAUUUAACUGGGAGCGACAGGUGAAGGUGCUUAACAAGUACCCACACUUUAAAACCAACAUUGAGGGCAUAGAUGUGCAUUUCAUUCACGUGAAGCCUGUACAGCGUAAAGCUGGACAGAAGGUUGUUCCUCUCAUCAUGGUGCAUGGCUGGCCUGGUUCCUUCUAUGAGUUUUACAGGAUCUUGCCAAUGCUCACGGAGACCGAGGAAGAUGUUGUAUUUGAGGUCAUCUGCCCCUCCAUCCCAGGCUAUGGGUACUCUGAAGCCCCUCAUGUACAGGGAUUUAAUACCCUGGAUGCAGCUCGUAUUUUCCACAAGCUGAUGGAGAGACUGGAGUUCAGUGAGUAUUACCUUCAAGGAGGAGACUGGGGAGGAUUUAUCAGCUGCAACAUGGCCCAGAUCAAACCUGAGUGCGUCAAGGGCUUGCAUCUGAACAUGAUUAACGCAAGGGCAGGAAGCACCCUGACCAUCUUCUGCCUCCUCGUCGGACGUUACCUGCCCUUCCUGGUAGGAUUCACCAGAGAAGAUGUGCGCCGUCUAUACCCUUACAUGCAAAAGAAUGUGUAUGACCUGCUGAAAGAAUCCGGUUAUCUGCACAUCCAAGCUACCAAACCUGACACUGCAGGCUGUGCAGUGAAUGAUUCUCCAGUCGGUUUGGCUGCCUAUAUCUUAGAGAAGUUCAGCACCUGGACAGAUUAUAAGAACAGGGAUCUUGAGGAUGGCGGAUUAGAGAGGAAGUUCAGUCUGGAUGAUCUCCUCACCAACAUCAUGAUCUACUGGACUACAGGCUCCAUCACCCCUUCAAUGCGCUUCUAUAAAGAGAACAUGGGCAAAGACUUCCACAAACGAGUGGAUAAUGUUGCAAAGAUUUAUGUACCGACCGGGCUGGCAGCGUUUCCCCAUGAGUUGAUCCAUUGUCCCUGGGUCUGGGCGAGCUCAAAGUUCAGAGAUAUUCGCUCGUACACCUACAUGCCCCGCGGGGGGCACUUUGCAGCCUUCGAAGAACCAGAAUUGCUCGCGCAAGAUUUGCUCCAAUUUGUGAAGAAAGUAGAGAGCAAGAAGGCUAAAUAAUAUUGUGAAUUCUGUUGCUUUGCCGUUUUAAGGCUGGAAGAAGAUAUUACUUGACCCAAAAAUCCGUUAAUGAAUAAACUUGAUCUUUUGCUGUU
Messenger RNA from Silurus meridionalis, 1795 nucleotides. RefSeq names its product epoxide hydrolase 5 (gene ephx5). The record is from RefSeq and is a predicted model, not a curated record. Lineage: Eukaryota; Metazoa; Chordata; Actinopteri; Siluriformes; Siluridae. The transcript has 9 exons. Gene Ontology annotation, molecular function: epoxide hydrolase activity. Gene Ontology annotation, biological process: epoxide metabolic process; arachidonate metabolic process. The coding region runs from base 279 to 1700 and encodes 473 amino acids.